AUGGCCUCGUCAAGGUAUGUGUGCCGGCCUUAUCUGACGCCGCAGCGCGACGUAUUCCGUCUGCCUGACCCGUUCGCCAUCGUCACCGUCGACGGCGAGCAGACCCACACGACGUCUGUGAUCAAAAAGACACUCAAUCCCUACUGGAAUGAUUCGUUUGAUAUCACCGUCAACGACGCCUCGGUGGUCGCUGUACAGAUCUUUGACCAGAAAAAAUUCAAGAAGCGCGACCAAGGCUUCCUCGGUGUCAUCAACGUGCGCGUAGCCGAAGUUGUGGACCUCGAACUGGGCGGUAAGGCGCUUCUUACGCGCGAUCUGAAAAAGUCGAAUGACCAGCUGCCCGUCCACGGCAAGCUUAUCAUCGACCUGAAUACGAACGUAUCUGCGCCCCUGCCAGCCAACCAAGUGCCGACGUCCACGUCCUCGGCCACGCUUGCCCCCGUCUCGUCUAGCUCGAGCUCGACGGCCCAGCCCGCGACCGACGCGCCGCGUCCUGCGGCCCCAGCUGUCGCCGCUACAGCGGCAUCCUCCCCGCCGGCAGAGCCCCCGCGCCCGUCGGUACCGCAGGCUGCGCCGGCACGUCCGGCCGCUGCGGCUACCGCGUCCGCGGCCAUUGCCGAUCCGUCACGCGCCGCGGGCCCCAGCGCCACUGCCAAUGCGGCGCCAGCGCGCGCGUUUGACAGCCGCUCGGACGAGCUGGGUCCCUUGCCGUCGGGCUGGGAGCGCCGGACGGACCAUCUGGGACGCACGUACUAUGUGGACCACAACACACGCUCGACCACCUGGACGCGUCCGUCGAACAACCCUCCCGCGCAACGGGCUGAUGCGGGAAUGGACCGUACGCGCAUGAACAACAUGGCUGUGGCGGACGACUUUUUGGGUGUGGACAACCCGUCGCAAGGCAGCUCGGCCGCACAGUCGACGCCGGUGGGUGCUGCGUCGUCGGCGACAUCGUCAGGCUCGGGACCCCUUCCGAGUGGCUGGGAGCAGCGCACCACCGCGGAGGGCCGGCCGUACUUUGUGGACCACAACACGCGCACGACGACGUGGGUGGAUCCGCGCCGCCAGCAGAUCCUGCGCAUUAUGGGCCCGAACGGCAACAACCUCAGCCUCCAGCCACAGAGUGUGAGCCAGCUGGGACCGCUACCGAGUGGUUGGGAGAUGCGUCUUACCUCUACUGCUCGUGUGUACUUUGUGGACCACAACACGAAGACGACCACAUGGGACGACCCCCGCCUGCCAAGCAGCCUCGACCAGAAUGUGCCGCAGUACAAGCGUGACUUCCGCCGCAAGCUGAUCUACUUCCGCUCGCAGCCGGCCUUGCGGCCGAUCCCUGGUCAGUGCCAUGUGAAGGUGCGCCGCACGCACAUCUUUGAGGACUCGUACGCGGAGAUCAUGCGGCAGCAGCCGAAUGACCUGAAGAAGCGGCUCAUGAUCAAGUUUGAGGGCGAGGACGCGCUCGACUACGGUGGUGUCUCGCGCGAGUUCUUCUUCCUGCUGUCCCACGAAAUGUUCAAUCCGUUCUACUGUCUAUUCGAGUACAGUGCGCACGACAACUACACGCUGCAAAUCAACCCCCACUCAGGCAUCAACCCAGAGCACCUGAACUACUUCAAGUUUAUCGGCCGUGUGCUGGGUCUCGCCAUCUUCCACCGCCGCUUCCUGGACGCACACUUUAUUGUAUCGUUCUACAAGAUGAUUUUGAAAAAGCGCAUCACGCUGUCCGACAUGGAGAGUGUAGAUGCGGACUACUAUCGCUCGCUGCAGUGGAUGCUGGACAACCCGAUCGCAGGAGUCAUGGAAGAAACGUUUAGCACGAUGGAGGACAAGUUUGGCGAAAUGGUCACGAUCGAGCUUACACCGGGCGGCGAGAACAUUGAGGUCACGGACGAGAACAAGCGCGAGUACGUCGAGCGCAUGGUCGAGUGGCGCAUUGUCAAGCGCAUUGAGGAGCAGUUCCGUGCCUUUAUCAGUGGUUUCUCGGAGCUCAUCCCCCUGGAUCUGAUCAACGUGUUUGAUGAGCGCGAGCUGGAGCUGCUCAUGGGCGGUAUGUCCGAGAUUGAUGUGGACGACUGGAAGCGCUUCACCGACUACCGUGGCUUUACGGAGCAAGACGACGUGGUGCAGUGGUUCUGGCAAUGCAUCACGCAGUGGCCCGCCGAGCAACGCUCACGGCUUCUGCAGUUUGCUACGGGUACGUCGCGUAUCCCGGUGAAUGGCUUCAAAGACUUGCAAGGCUCGGACGGUCCGCGUCGCUUUACGAUUGAAAAGUCGGGUGAAAUCAACCAGCUGCCCAAGUCCCACACAUGCUUCAACCGUAUUGACCUCCCGCCGUACCCUAGCAAGGAGAUCUUGGAAAACAAGCUCGUGUUGGCCAUCGAAGAAGGUAUGCGCUUCGGCAAUGAGUAG
This is a messenger RNA of Malassezia sympodialis ATCC 42132, 2409 nucleotides long. RefSeq lists its product as uncharacterized. The transcript has a single exon. NCBI's taxonomy places the organism in Eukaryota, Fungi, Basidiomycota, Malasseziomycetes, Malasseziales, Malasseziaceae. Gene Ontology annotation, molecular function: protein binding; ubiquitin protein ligase activity. Gene Ontology annotation, cellular component: cytoplasm. Bases 1 to 2409 code for a protein of 802 amino acids. Gene Ontology annotation, biological process: ubiquitin-dependent protein catabolic process; protein ubiquitination. The record is from RefSeq and is a predicted model, not a curated record.